UGAAAACAUAUAAAAUUCAACUAAAAAACCUAGUAAACAUAAUAUCUUCUUCUUCGGAUGAAAUAUAUGUUACAUAUUCUUCUAUAACAAUUGAUAAAGGAUUGAACAGUGAGCGGUGACAUCGUUCAUAUAGAAAAGCGAAGAAAAUGGGAAGAAUAUUUGCGGUGGAGCUGGAUGGCAGGUUUUACGGUUGCAAAUCCUGCAAAACUCACCUUGCCCUUGCCAAUGAUCUCAUCUCUCGGGGAUUUUAUUGUCAGAGGGGAAAAGCAUACUUAUUCAAUAAUGUUGUGAACUUCACUUGUGGCGAAGUGGAGGAGAGACUGAUGCUUUCGGGGUUGCAUACUGUGAAAGAUAUUUUUUGUUGUCGCUGUGGUCAAAUUAUUGGCUGGAAAUAUGAAUCUGCGCACGAGAAGAGCCAAAAGUACAAAGAGGGCAAGUUUGUUCUUGAACGAGGAAGGAUCGUCGAUGAAAUUGAUUACUCCACUGAAUUCUGUGUUGACAGCUGUGUCAGCAUGAGUGAUGAUGCUGAAGAUGAUUAAGCAUUUUCAAAUUUGGAUCAUAGGUGAAAGAAGAGUUGAUGUGUUAUAUGAAAAAUAAGGUAGAACCAUGAAAAUGUUCAGAAUCAGAACAAUUUGUUUUACGAUUUCAUUUUAGUAAUAGAAAAAAAAAAUAGAAUUUUCAAUGAUGUGUAAUUUGUGUAAUAGAUGAUGAAACCGUUUAGCUAGUUUUCCAGGCGAUAGAACUAGAUAUCAUAAAAAUCUUAUAUUUUGUUUUUCUUUUAUAUUAUGUAAAAGCAUAAUUUUAAUUUAAUUU
Molecule: messenger RNA, 813 nt
Organism: Cicer arietinum (chickpea)
Lineage: Eukaryota; Viridiplantae; Streptophyta; Magnoliopsida; Fabales; Fabaceae
Product: protein yippee-like At5g53940
Source: RefSeq, a predicted model, not a curated record